Molecule: messenger RNA, 2036 nt
Organism: Sorex fumeus (smoky shrew)
Lineage: Eukaryota; Metazoa; Chordata; Mammalia; Eulipotyphla; Soricidae
Gene: SLC19A3
Product: solute carrier family 19 member 3
Exons: 7
Coding region: 235-1725 (496 amino acids)
Biological process (GO): vitamin transport; transmembrane transport
Cellular component (GO): plasma membrane
Molecular function (GO): thiamine transmembrane transporter activity
Source: RefSeq, a predicted model, not a curated record
UCACUGAGCUCAGAAAGUCAGAUGCUCUCCCAGGAGCAAAGGGCCUGGGGAGGAAGAGCAGGAGGACGUUGACGCUCAGUUCUGAAAGAGGAGGACUCCAGAUUCCACUGACCAGAAGGUAUUUGGGAUUGUGACUUGAGCUAUGAUAGCAGGAAGGAACAGAGGCUGGAUCUGAAGACAGGAAGCUGGACUUGCUUCUAGAAAGAAGAAAACUUGUAACUCAGGAGCACAGCCAUGGGUUGCUUCCAAACUGCAUCCAACUCCUGGAUUUAUCCCACUGUGAUCCUCUGCCUAUUUGGAUUUUUCUCCAUGAUGAGACCCUCAGAACCUUUCCUUAUCCCAUAUUUAACUGGACCGGAUAAAAACCUGACAAGUACCGAGAUCACAAAGGAGAUUUUUCCUGUAUGGACCUAUUCUUACCUGGUGCUGCUUCUUCCUGUGUUCAUCCUCACCGACUAUGUCCGCUACAAGCCGGUCAUCAUCCUACAAGGGAUCAGCUUCAUUAUUACGUGGCUGCUGCUGUUGUUUGGCCAGGGGGUGCCGGCCAUGCAGAUUUUGGAGUUCUUCUACGGGAUGGUCACUGCCACCGAGGUGGCCUACUAUUCCUACAUCUACAGCGUGGUCAGCCCAGAGCACUACCAGCAAGUGAGCGGCUACUGCAGGAGCAUCACACUAGUGGCCUACACGGCGGCCUCGGUGCUGGCCCAAGUCUUGGUCUCCCUGGCCGGCGUGUCACUCUUCCACCUCAAUGUCAUUACCAUGAUCUCUGUGUCUGUGGCCUUCCUUUUCUCUCUUUUCCUCCCAAUGCCCAGUAAAAGCAUGUUUUUCCAUGCAAGAUCCAGCAGAGAAGUACAGCAGCCGCCAAGCAUGAAGGACAUGUUACAUGAGAUUCAUGAGUAUGAACGACCAGGAAGGGAAGAGGAGAAACGCCCUUCCGGAGUCACCAGCAUUUCAGAAAACCUGUCUGAUGACAGCCCGGUGGGUGGCCCAAGGCCAGAGCAUGCAGCUCGGAGAGUUUUUGAGCAGUGGUUCCAAGAUCUCAAGGCGUGCUACCACUCAAAGCAUCUUUUCUACUGGUCCCUAUGGUGGGCUUUUUCCACAGCAGGGUUUAACCAGGUUUUGAACUAUAUUCAAAUCCUGUGGGAUUAUAAGGCACCAUCCCAAAAUUCCGACAUCUACAAUGGAGCUGUAGAAGGGAUUGCAACAUUUGGAGGAGCACUGGCUGCCUUUGCAGUGGGUCUUGUGAAAGCCGACUGGGACCUUCUGGGAGAGUUGGUUCUGGGCAUAUUCUCAGUUGUCAAUGCGGGUUCUCUAUUUCUCAUGCAUUAUACCACCAAUGUGUGGGUUUGCUAUGGUGGCUAUUUCAUCUUCAAGUCCAGCUACAUGCUUCUCAUAACCAUAGCAGCAUUUCAGAUAGCUGUUAAUCUGACUGUGGAACGCUAUGCCCUGGUGUUUGGAAUCAAUACUUUCAUUGCUCUUGUGGUUCAGACCAUUAUAACUGUGAUUGUUGUGGAUCAGAGAGGACUCAGCCUCCCAAUCAGCACUCAGUUUUUAGUUUAUGGCAGUUACUUUGCAGUCAUUGCCGUAAUUUUUCUAAUAAGAAGCAUAUACGUUAUCUGCUCCACAAAAUGCCAGAAGAAAAUACAGGACUGUGCUAUAGGUCAGAAUCCUUAUGGACCACAACCGGAAGAACCAAGGACUGCCAUCAUGGGAACAAAGCUCUAAUCUCAGGAAAGCCAUACUUUCUCAGCGUGAACUGUACUGAUCACAGUCACUGGUGCUGUAAGUUGACAUUCUUCACAAGUCUGCAUUCCAGUGAACCUUUUCAAAACCAUCCCAGGACUCUACCCUUGGACUGAAUAUAUGUGUAUCCAGGUGAAUGGAUGCAGUCAGCAUUGAUCCUCAGCUGCACUUGAUAUCCCAGUGUGGGACCCAGUGAAUACUUGGGAGUGGUAAAUCCUAGAUUUGACCUCAUGUAAGGACAGGGCAAUGACAUGGAGACAAACCAUGAAAGAAGACCUCCAUUUUGGAGUUGU